Molecule: messenger RNA, 1071 nt
Organism: Durusdinium trenchii
Lineage: Eukaryota; Dinophyceae; Suessiales; Symbiodiniaceae
Source: the annotation of a GenBank genome assembly
AUGCUUGGACCAGCAGUUCGCGCUGGGCGCGUGUCGCACGUCCUUCUUCUUGGAAGGGCCUUGCCUUGCACUCCACGAAGGGUGGAUCUUCAGCGGUCUGGUCGCCUUGCGAUUUGGGCCAUGGCAAGUGCUGGCUAUGCAACCACACGCGCUCCAGGGUCCAAUGGAAAGUUCAAGAUUGGGCUUUGCCAGACCCAUGUGAGUCAUGACAAGAAGGUGAGCUUGGCCAAUGCAAAGGCUGCCAUUGAGGAAGCGGUGAAGAAAGGAGCUGAGGUGGUGGUGCUGGGCGAGAUGUUUAGCUGCCCCUACGCCACGAAGUACUUCUUCGAGUACGGGGAGCGGCUGCCUUUGCCAGGCCAGUUGGCCUCUGACAGCUCUCCCAGCGUCAAGCUCCUGUGCGAGAUGGCGCGGGAGCAUAAGGUCUGGAUCUUCGGGGGGUCACUGCCUGAACUGGAGGGGGACAAGGUGUACAACACCACCCUGGUGCUGAACCCGGAGGGCGGCAUAGUGGCCAAACACCGAAAGGUACAUCUCUUUGACAUCGACGUAGCAGCGACCGCUACCAGGGCUGCAAUCAAGUUCAAGGAGUCGGACGUGCUCUCCGUUGGAGAGUCCAUGACCUUGGUGGAUUUGCCUUGGUGUCGCGUAGGUGUGGGCAUUUGCUACGACUCCCGCUUUCCAGAGCUGGCUUUGGCCAUGCGCGCAGAGGGCGCGAAGGUCUUGGUCUAUCCGGGUGCCUUCAACAUGACCACUGGGCCCGCCCACUAUCAGCUUCUGGCGCGCGGACGGGCGGUCGACACCCAAUCUUAUGUGGUGUUUUGCUCUCCAUCUCGAAGCCCGGACAAGAAUGACUACCAGGCAUGGGGCCACUCCCAGUUGAUCAAUCCAUGGGCGGAAAUCGUCGUGGAGGCGGAACACGAGCCGGGCGUGUGGGUGGUGGAAGUGGAUCCCAGUGAAGCCGACCGGAUCCGCGAGCAGGUGCCGACCUCCUAUCAGAAGCGCGGCGAUCUCUAUGCGCCCUACGCGGAACUCGAGGAUGUGAAGAGGAGACGUGGUGACAGCAGCUUGUAG